Zootoca vivipara (common lizard) is the source of this 2586-nucleotide messenger RNA. The record is from RefSeq and is a predicted model, not a curated record. Lineage: Eukaryota; Metazoa; Chordata; Lepidosauria; Squamata; Lacertidae.
AUGCAGAAAAGGGAAUUUGCCAUCAAGAUGUUGCUCCUGCUGCUUCCGCUGCUCCCCAAUCUGGUGUCCCAAGUACAAAGUGUUAAAUGCACAACUAAUAAUCCUGUCCAUGUCCAGUACGAGUGGCAUGAGACAGGUGACCUGGUCAUUGGUGCAAUGGUAUCUCAUCUCUAUUACAUAGUCCCCGAAUUAUUCUUCAAGAAACACCCUUCCCAGGUCGUCAUUGAUACUCCACUGGUGGUGACAAAGUUCUACCAGCACAUCCUUGCUUUGGUGUUUGCUAUUGAUGAGAUCAACGAGAAUCCCAGGAUGUUGCCCAAUGUCUCUCUUGGGUUCCACAUCUAUGACAGCUAUUAUGAUUCCAAGAUAACCUACCAAAACACUCUGGACCUGAUCUUUAAAUCACAUCACUUUGUUCCCAACUACAGAUGUGGCAUCCAGAAAAAUGUAAUAGGAAUCAUUGGGGGACUUAGCUCUGAUACUUCCUGGUGCAUGGCAAACAUCUUAGGUCUUUUCAAGAUUCCACAGAUUUCAUAUGGUUCAUUUGAACCAGCCAUAAAUGAUGGAACCAAGAUCCCUUCCUUUUACCGCAUGGUCCCCAACGAAGACCUUCAGUAUCGGGGAAUUAUCCUGUUACUUCUGCAUUUCGGAUGGAAAUGGGUGGGGCUCAUCACUCCAGCUAACGAAGCGGGGGAACGUUUCUUACAGACAAUUGAAAAACUGUUUUUCCAGAAUGGAAUCUGUUCGGCAUUCACAGAAAGAGUGGAAUUCAAUUUAAAUUAUAAGAGUAACAAACUAGAAAUGAUAGACAAAAGGGUUUUGUUUUCAACUUUAACAAGCUACAAAGCCAAUGCAGUUCUUGUAUAUGGAGAAAGUAGAUUUAUUAUAUGGUUGUCAAAUAUUUUAAGUUUAAUGGAGUUUACUCAGCUACUAUUUCCUCGAGAGAAGUCACAUGAAGGAAAAGUAUGGAUUACAACUGCCCAAAUUGAUUUCAUAUUAGAUAGCCUUCAAAAAAUUAUUGAUAUUAAUAUACGAAUGUACCAUGGUGCGAUAUCCUUUGCAAUUCACUUCAAAGAGAUUCACAGCUUUAAAGACUUUCUUCAGAGUAUACGUCCUCAUUGGACAGACACAGAUGGUUUUAUUAAAGAUUUUUGGGAAGAUGCAUUCAGUUGUUCACUUUCAAAUGCCACUCUCUCAACAAACAUGUGUACUGGAGAGGAGAUGCUGGAGAGCCUCCUGGCACCGUAUUUUGAAAUGAGCAUGACCGGCCAUAGCUACAAUAUCUAUAAUGCUGUCUAUGCUUUGGCGCAUGCCUUGAAUAGCAAACACUUGGGUAGAACCAUCCAUAAAGGAAGAGAGGCUAUGGAAAAAAUCUCUCCUCAAUAUGUAGAACCUUGGCAGCUGCACUCAUUCCUGCAGAGAAUCUCAUUCAACAACAGUGCUGGGGAUGAAAUUGCAUUAAAUGAAAAUGGAGAGUUAGCAGUUGGCCUUGAUAUUACCAACUUGGUCACUUUCCCAAAUAGAUCAUACAUCAGAGUCAAAGUGGGAAGGCUGGAUCCUCAGGCCCCUCCUGGCAAAGAGCUCACCAUUAAUGAGGACAGAAUCAAAUGGCACAGAGCCUUCACUCAGUUUUGCUGCUAUGAUUGUGAUCCAUGUCCAGAAGGAAUGAUCUCAAAUGAGAAAGACAUGGAAACAUGUGUCAGUUGCCCAGCAGAUCAGUAUCCAAACAAUGACCAGGAUCUAUGCAUUCCUAAGAUUCCAAACUUCCUAUCCUUUGAUGAAACCCUGGCCAUUGUUUCAACUUCCUCUGCACUUCUAUUCUCUCUGAUCACAAUUCUGGUGCUUGGCAUCUUCAUUAAGCAUCGCAAUACAGCCAUAGUCAAAGCCAACAACCGAAGCCUCACCUAUGUUCUCCUUAUCUCCCUCCUCUUGUGUUUCCUCUCUUCUUUGUUGUUCAUCGGAAAACCUAAUAAGGUGACCUGCCUUCUCCGACAAAACGCUUUUGGCAUUGUCUUCUCUGUGGCCCUCUCCAGCAUCUUAGCCAAAACCAUAUUGGUGGUUUUAGCAUUCAUGGCUACCAAACCAGGAACCAAUAUAAGGAAAUGGGUAGGCAAAGAACUGGCUUAUUCCAUUGUCUUUUCCAGCUCCAUUGUUCAAGUUGGGAUCUGUGUCCUCUGGCUGGCAACCUCUCCCCCAUUCCCAGAUGUGGACAUGCACUCAGUGAUGGGAGAAAUCAUAUUUCUUUGUAAUGAAGGGUCAGUCCUCAUAUUCUAUUGUGUUUUGGGCUACAUGGGCUUCCAGGCCACUGUCAGCUUCACGGUGGCCUUUGUAGCCAGGAAGUUGCCUGACACUUUCAACGAAGCCAAGUUCAUCACCUUCAGCAUGCUGGUCUUCUGCAGCGUUUGGCUCUCCUUCAUUCCAACCUACCUGAGCACCAGAGGAAAAUACAUGGUGGCUGUGGAGAUCUUCUCCAUCUUUGCUUCUGGUGCUGGGUUACUGGCUUGCAUUUUUGCCCCUAAAUGCUACAUUAUUGUGGUGAGGCCUGACCUGAACAAAAGAGAGCAGCUGGCCCAAAGAAAGGUAUAA